Molecule: messenger RNA, 1635 nt
Organism: Silurus meridionalis
Lineage: Eukaryota; Metazoa; Chordata; Actinopteri; Siluriformes; Siluridae
Product: ADP-ribosylation factor 4
Exons: 6
Coding region: 315-857 (180 amino acids)
Biological process (GO): intracellular protein transport; vesicle-mediated transport
Cellular component (GO): plasma membrane; cytoplasm
Molecular function (GO): GTPase activity; GTP binding
Source: RefSeq, a predicted model, not a curated record
UGUGGCAGGUGUGACGUCACACACAGGGGCCGCAGUGGAGCAGUGACGUGUUAAAGACGGUGCAGCAGCGUUUGGACAAUACAGAUCAAAUUAAUAUACCGAUUUGUUUUUUUUUUACUCAUUUCUCGCAGCCCGACAAUCUGUGCAGGACACCGUGUGUGUGUGUGUGUUCUUGUGUACGUGUAUGUAUACGUGUGCGCGUGUGCGCGCUCUCGCCGGACUCUCGCUAGCCUGUUAGCCGUUUACUGGAACCGUACGAAAAGGCAAAACUUGGGCUUUCUCUCCCUUUACUUUGCGAAAUUAGAAGCCAAAAAAUGGGGUUGACCAUUUCCAGCGUUUUCUCGAGGCUUUUCGGCAAGAAACAAAUGCGAAUUCUCAUGGUUGGUCUCGAUGCGGCUGGUAAAACGACGAUCCUUUACAAACUCAAACUCGGAGAAAUCGUCACGACGAUUCCAACUAUAGGAUUUAAUGUUGAAACCGUGGAGUAUAAGAACAUUUGUUUCACUGUUUGGGAUGUGGGUGGCCAGGAUAAGAUCAGACCUCUGUGGAGGCACUACUUCCAGAAUACACAGGGACUCAUCUUUGUGGUAGACAGCAACGAUCGUGAGCGAGCACAGGAAGCUGCUGAAGAACUGCAGAAGAUGCUCCAAGAAGAUGAGCUCAGAGAUGCAGUAUUGCUGGUGUUUGCAAACAAACAGGACUUGCCCAAUGCCAUGGCUAUCAGUGAGCUGACGGACAAACUCGGCCUGCAAACUCUCCGAAGCAGAACUUGGUACGUUCAGGCAACCUGUGCCACUCAAGGAACAGGUUUGUAUGAAGGACUGGACUGGCUUUCUGAGCAGCUGAGCAAACGUUAAGCUGCAUUCAUCAGCUCAUGUGAAGGGGUGUUUUAACAAAGGACAUGAUCACACAACUUACAGACAAUGGAUAUACUCACUUAUCUAUAUAUUAGCUCAUGGCUAUUAAAUUUGAAACUGAGGCACAUUUAAUUAUAAUUUUUUUUUGCUGAAUUGGGUUGACUGACUUCUUUUAUUUUCAGCAUUUCAAUAAGGCGUGUGUACUCUGUUUUAGUUCGGUUAGACGUGUUUAAGGUGAAUUUUAAUACGGAUUAAGUGAUGGGAAUUAGAAGCUGUCCUUCAACUUGUAUUUUGUCAAACAUGGGAACAUAUUUAUAUUUAUACAAUCAUGUCUGCUCUCAUUCCAUUUUUAUGUAUCUAAAUUUGCAUGCUAUAAAUUACAAUUUUAGACCAAAUAUGUAACACCACUAUGUGUAGCUCUGUAACAGUGGUUAGGGUGGGGUGUUGAAGAUUUGUUUUUGUAUGAAAUUUUUAUUUGAUCACCUGAUUUAUUUGGCCUUAAUGCAGCAUACUAAUUACGACGCCUAACCGGACCACCUCGCUCUAUAACCAGCCUUUAACUGCAUUUACAACUGCCUUAAAAUACGCUUGUUUCCUGCUUUGUGACUCUUUCAUUUUCAUAUAAUGUUCAACUAAGUUGGAGAAGACCAAAUGAGAUAUCACCAGAUUUAUUUGUAUAUAUACACACACAUGUUGAAAGAAUCAGUCCUUUUUUUCCCCCCAUGGCUCAUUUAUUAAUUCCUAUUAAAGCUUGAAAUAAAAAUUGACAAGCUUCGAA